Molecule: messenger RNA, 299 nt
Organism: Staurois parvus
Lineage: Eukaryota; Metazoa; Chordata; Amphibia; Anura; Ranidae
Source: the annotation of a GenBank genome assembly
AAUGGAUUUGACUAGUAGUAGCAAGCAGGGGCGGACUGACCAUUUGGAAACUCGGGCACUGCCCGAGGGCCCAGGGUCAGUAGGGGGCCCCAUGAGAUGCCCCUGGUACCUUUUUCAUAGGCUUUUUUGAGUUUGGGCAAGGACACAGGGGCCCCAUGAUCCCCUAUUGCCCGGGGGCCCCAUGAGUUGUCAGUCCGCCCCUGGAUGAAUUCACACACAGUGCAGUGACAGACCUUUUAUUGCUUUGUAAAACGCUUGUCACCACAAAGACACACAGAAAACAAUUGUUUUCUGUGUGC